Molecule: messenger RNA, 3360 nt
Organism: Mizuhopecten yessoensis (Yesso scallop)
Lineage: Eukaryota; Metazoa; Mollusca; Bivalvia; Pectinida; Pectinidae
Exons: 8
Coding region: 1-1530 (509 amino acids)
Source: RefSeq, a predicted model, not a curated record
AUGCCAUCCCUCUACGAGAAGGUGGUUUCAGUGAUUGAGAAGGACCCGGAUAAUAGGACAGAUUUUGACUGUCAGGAACUCAUUGGAUGGUUCCGAAAUAAGUCACCACUCUUCCUGUCUCUGAAACAAGAUAUCCUCAAGGACGUCAUCCGUCAUUGUGUGUUCGAGAAGAAAGAGCAGGAUGACGUCAUCAUUAAGCAAGGAGAGAACGGAGAUAGAUUAUACAUCAUUCUGAAGGGAAAGGUAUCUAUUUACGUCUACCACGACAAGGAAACCGAACAGGAGAUACGUCAACAUGUAGAGAGAGUUUGUUCAAAGGUCAAACUGGAAAGGUCAGCGCUCGGACAACACGUGUGGACAUCUGGGGACGGACAGACAGUCGGGGAGAUAGCACUUAUAAAGGAAGACUGUAUACGGACGGCUAGUGUGGUAGUGGACACAAAUUCAGAACUUCUAGUCAUUGACCGAGCGCUCUACAACCGGUCAGUCCGAGACGUGUUGGAGAAGGAGUUCCGAGAGAAGACAGAAUUUGUAGAAAGCAACCCACUGUUUGAACAAUGGACGUCCCGACAGAGAAAAGCAAUGGCGAUAUCAUUGAAGAGCGACACUUUCCAGUACGGUUGUCGGCUUACAAAGCAGAGACAGGAAGUGGACAAUGUUUACUUUAUAAGGAGUGGAGAGGCGGAAGUGAUCGUUGAUCAGGGAAGUCAUAGAAAUCAAUAUCCAGAACUAUGGGCGGAGAUGGAGCGACUAUUACCGGAACUGCUUCCACCAAACUACGGAAUGAACUACUCACCCUACGAAACGUUGAAGAGAAAACGAAUCGCGCACAGGCAGUAUCCCAUGUGUCUCCUUGGAGCCAAUGAAAUUGUCGGAGCUUUGGAGCUAGUCAUUGGACUUCCUACGUUUAUAGAGACAUGUACAGUGACGAGAAGUUCCGAAAUACUUGUUCUCAGUAAAGCUAACUACCAACGCUUAUUCCAUCGCCGUUCAGCAGCUCGAGCUGUUGACAUGUUGAAAGACACAUUGUGUAUGAGACUAUUUUUGUACAUUCACCGAUCACAGCUCUCGGAUGCGUACGCACCUUUUCUGAAAUAUCUCACAAUCAAACUUCGUGAUACAGAGUCACUAAAACUCUUGAAAUCGAAGCACAAACGACGCACAGGAAACGGUGACAAAGAAUUUCUGUAUUAUGGAUUUUAUGAGUACUCACGGCUCGAAAAACAUGACCAGGGCCUUGUUAAAUUAAUGAAAGUGCUAGAUAUACAUUAUAUGGGCCUUGACAGCUUCCUUCCUGAGUUGGAGACUAGUACCCGGGUAUUGAUGGAACUCGAGAAACAAAUGAAGGAUUGGAAACAUCGCAGUCGGGGAGGGGGAGGACAAACAGAGGGGAGUUCAAAAGAGACACGGUCUACACGAAGGGCACAGACUGCCAAAAACGGCACACGACAGAAAAAGAAAUAUGUUGUAGAGGCACUGAAUGAACCUCCGAAACUGGAAGCCUUUCUGCGCUCUAAGACUACUCUAUGACGAACAGAGGAUGCCGGGAUCUAGUUUGUGAAGACAAAUUAGACAACAGGUUUUACUGAUUACAAUAAAAUGUGGCUGUCCUUUAAUUUGUAGGUCUCAAAAGGAAACACUUUAGUACAUUGACUACAACACAGUGAGUUUUGUUGUAUUCUUAAAUAACAACGAACAUGUUAAAAUGUAGAAAUACGACAUGGUUUAAAUAAAUAAAAGCAAUGUGUUUGAAUGGAAAGUGCUACAACAUCGAAGUUAAACGAUAACACUGAUUUGUAUGUAUUUACAGUAUACAAAUACAAUAGGUUAACAUGUGAUUUAUUUACAGUAUACAAAUACAAUAGGUUAACAUGUGAUUUCUUUACAACUUGAAGGAAAUAACUACGAUUUUGUUUAAACAUCACAAUAAAGUCAAUAAAACGGAAAGUAUUUCUAGUACUCAAAAUAGGUUUGUUUAGCUACGUUCUUGAUUUAAGCCUAUAUCAGCGUCAACCUGCAGUAGUAGCUAACUAUAUGGUGUGCAGUAACACAUUUGUAGUGAUGUCCUAGGUCUUUAAUACAGCUUGGGAGAAUAGCCUCAAGUAAGGCAAAGUUUCGCUACCAUCAUAACGAUUAUGAGGAUGCUAUCGAGUGUUUUGUUUCUGGUUUAACAUCCUUGUAAGAACUAAGGUAAUAAAGAGACGGGAAGAUAUGGAGACACCGAUGAAAAAAAGAGUGGGGAAGUGGAGGAGAGACUUAUAUCCCAAGUGUUGCAGUAGGGACAUCUGAUCACAGUAUGGAUAUCAUAUCACAAUAGUGUCAUUAGAUCACCAUAGGGACAACAUCUCACAAUAGGGACAUCAGAUCACAAUAGGGACAUCAUAUCACAAUAGUGUCAUCAGAUCACAAUAUGGACAACAAUUCACAAUAGGGACAUCAGAUCACAAUAGGGACAUCAUAUCACAAUAGGGACAUCAUAUUAUAAUAGUGCCAUCAGAUCACAAUAGGGACAUCAGAUCACAAUAGGGACAUCAGAUCACAAUAGGGACAUCAUAUCACAAUAGUGCCAUCAGAUCACAAUAGGGAAAGCAAUUCACAAUAGGGACAUCAGAUCACAAUAGAGACAACAUAUCACAAUAGGAACAUCAGAUCACAAAAGGGACAUCAAUUCUCAAUAGGGACAUCAGAUCACAAUAGGGACAUCAAUUCUCAAUAGGUACAUCAGAUCACAAUAGGGACAUCUGAUCACAAUAGGGACAUCAGAUCACAAUAGGGACUACCAACUACCUUACAAUGCACACAUGUUUAACCUUACAUUAUAUCUAGUGCAGUAACAUUGCUUUCUAUGGUUGUAUCUCUGUAUCAACGAGAUACAAUUUUAAAACUUCGUAUUUGUUGUAAUUAUUGGUUUCAGAAAGAGCUCUAAGUGACAUUAAAAUUUUAAUAAAAACAGUUUACGUUUCUUGUACCUGCAGUUCGACUUAUUGAGCUAAUAUUAACUUAAUUUAAAGUUAAUUGAACAAAAUAGUGGUUUCUCAAUGCGUGAUGGUUGGUUUUAGUGUUUAUAAGGUUUACCGAGUGUCGCUUACAAUCUGAAAAUUAACUUAGCAUUUCCGGGAUUUUUUCUUUCUCAUAACGUUCGGAUAUUUCUACAAAAUCAUAUGUUUUUCAUGAGAAUGCAUUGCUCCUUUGUGCGAUCGGGGAAAUAAUUGCUAUGAAUUUUGACGUCAUAAAUGAUGUCGGAAUGCAUUGUUACUUGACAUCAGAGAUAGACCUAAACAAAUCAAAUUAUAUCAGGUUUAUCCAAUAAGUUGGGAGUUAGAAAAAUUGUAAUGAUAUUUGGAGAAAUAAAGCAAUUGA